AUGCUGGUGGUCCUGCUCACAGCAGCCUUAUUGGCCCUGAGCUCUCUUCAGAGCUCAAAUGCAGCAAUCAUCUAUGGAAACCCUUCUUCACAGCUCCUAGAGGGAGAACAGCAAAACCAAGGUCAUGGUCAACAGCAUCAGAGACCCCCUCCUGGAGAAUUCCCCCCAGGACCUUCAGCCUCUGAGGAAGAUGAUGGUGAUAAUGAUGAUGACAGUGAAGAAGAAGGAAAUGAACCAGAGAGACCACCACAGCAAGGAGACAAUAACCAGCAACCUCACCCUCCUAGACCUGGAAACCAGCAAGGCCCACCCCAGCAGGGAGGACAGCAGCAGAAUAAACCUCCUAGACCUGGAAACCAGCAAGGCCCACCCCAGCAGGGAGGACAGCAACAGAAUAAACCUCCUAGACCUGGAAAUGAGCAAGCACCACCCCAGCAGGGAGAACAGCAACAGAAUAAACCUCCUAGACCUGGAAAUGAGCAAGCACCACCCCAGCAGGGAGAACAGCAACAGAAUAAACCUCCUAGACCUGGAAACCAGCAAGGCCCACCCCAGCAGGGAGGACAGCAGCAAAAUCGCUCUCCUAGACCUGGAAAUGAGCAAGCACCACCCCAGCAGGAAAAUGAGGAACAGCAAAGUUACCUGUAG
Molecule: messenger RNA, 648 nt
Organism: Peromyscus eremicus (cactus mouse)
Lineage: Eukaryota; Metazoa; Chordata; Mammalia; Rodentia; Cricetidae
Product: acidic proline-rich protein HP43A-like
Exons: 3
Coding region: 1-648 (215 amino acids)
Source: RefSeq, a predicted model, not a curated record